GUGAGUGACGUCACGGCGCCGUUUCCUCCCUGCGUGUAAACAAAGAACAGUUCCGUCGACAGAUGAGCUACAGCGGGCUGGAACCAGAACCAGGCCAGGCCCCGCGGACCCGACCCGCAGCCCGAGGGAUGGACUGAACCUGCGGCGGCAGCAUGUCUAUGGAAGACCCGUUCUUCGUGGUGAAGGGGGAGGUGCAGAAGGCGGUGAAUGCAGCUCAGAUCCUCCAUCACAGAUGGAUCCAGCUGCUGCAGGAUGGGGGCGGAGCCUCCAAGGAGGAAGUAGACUGGACCACGAACGAGCUGAGGAACAGCCUGCGCUCCAUAGAAUGGGACCUGGAGGACCUGGAUGAGACAAUCAGCAUAGUGGAGUCCAACCCAAAGAAGUUUAAUCUGGAUGCAGCAGAGCUGUUGAAGAGGAAGGCCUUCAUCACCUCCACCAGGCACACAGUGAAGGACAUGAAAGAGCAGAUGUUGAGUCCAGGUACUGCCACCGCUGACGUGAAGAACAAACAGACCCUGCUCGGAGAUCAUGGCCCUCUAGGGUCGAUAUGGCAGCCUGGUCCUGAUAAAUACAGUCGACUGGACAGACAGCUGCAAAGUGUCAACUCCCAGUUUAUCGAGGAACAUCAGGCACAGCAACAGCUGAUGGUGGACCAGCAGGACGAACAGCUGGAACUUGUGUCGGGAACCAUCGGCGUUCUGAAGAACAUGUCCGAGCAGAUCGGCAUGGAGCUGGAAGAACAAAGCGAGAUCCUGGAUGACUUCGGUCAUGAGAUGGACCACACUCAGUCCAGACUGGACAAUGUGAUGAAGAAACUGGCUAAAGUUUCCCACAUGACCAGCGAUCGCCGUCAGUGGUGCGCUAUCUGCGUGUUGCUCGGCAUCCUCCUGGUCGUCGUCCUCCUCUUCUUUAUCCUCUGAUUGACGCCCAGAAGUUAUGGAAAGAUCUCUCCAUCUAUGUUCACUGGAUCUUACUGGACUGGACUCAUUAGGACUAUAGCGGGCUGCUUUGGACGGUCCUGGACUCUACUGGUCGGUACUGCACUGAACUGGCCUCAUACUGGUCUGGACUGAACUGUACUGGACUUGACUGAUCUCACACUGGUCUGGACUGGACUGAACUGGCCUGAUUCUGGUCUGGCCUGGACUAGACUGUACCAGACUCUUCUAGCUGAGUGCACUGAGAGCUUUUUUUUUCUUUAAAUGCUUAAAUAUCGUCUCAGAGGUCAAGCACUUGAAACAUAUUUUACUUUGAGUUUGUCACAAACAUUUAUUUUAUUACUAAGGUCCAUAAAAACAGUUGAAAGGUC
Molecule: messenger RNA, 1309 nt
Organism: Cololabis saira (Pacific saury)
Lineage: Eukaryota; Metazoa; Chordata; Actinopteri; Beloniformes; Belonidae
Gene: stx6
Product: syntaxin 6
Exons: 8
Coding region: 153-920 (255 amino acids)
Biological process (GO): Golgi vesicle transport; intracellular protein transport
Cellular component (GO): membrane
Molecular function (GO): SNAP receptor activity
Source: RefSeq, a predicted model, not a curated record